AUGGUACUGGGGCGCAAGGGCAUUUUAUUCAAAUCGCUGUCUUAUAAUCGCUUCGUUUAUCUCAAAAGUUUGUAUUGGAAGUUAAAACACACCUCUGGAUUCAUUACCCCUGAGUCUCGCCUUGUUCCUGAUGUAGCUGAGAUGGUUAGAAAUUCCAAAGAAAAAAUUCCACCUCAUGUGGGGAUGUUAAAACUGAAACCAAUUUCAGUCCCCGCUCAACUUGAAAAGGCAGUAAAUAGAUUGAUUGAAAAAUAUCCUACAAAUAAUCUUGUGGAAUCUGCUGCAAGUUUUGCUCGGGUUCUUUGGGGACGACAUCCACCAAUUGAGGCACACGAAUUGAACAAGAAAUGGAAAGAAGUCACCAAGGAAGUUCUGGAUAACACAAAAUUUUCCAGUAAACUUUCAGAGGAUGCUCUUGAAAAGAAAAUACAUCAUAAAAUUGUUCAUCUUGUGAAGACUAAAACUUACAAUUGGCAGCCUAUAACGUAUGAUGCCUAUAAAAGUUUCUUGUAUAUGGUCUCCAGAAUGCCAGCUAACUAUGCAGUCCUUAUACAAUGUCUUUCAGAAAUUAUCAAAAGAGAUCCUAAUUUUAAGCCCAGAAAUGUCUUUGAUUUUGGUUCAGGUACUGGUUCUUCUAUUUGGGCCUGUAACAAAAUCUGGAAUAAAGCCAUAUUUGAAUAUUUCAGCUGUGAUAUUUCUACUGAUAUGAACACUGUUAAUCGUCUCUUACUUCAAGAUGGAGAAGAACAAAAAGACAUGUCCAUUAAUGGUGUCUAUUUACGACAGUUUAUACCUGUAAAAAGCACUAAACUUUACAAUUUAGUGAUUUGUGCAUAUUCAUUAUUUGAACUGAAAUCAAAAACUGACCGGCUGAAUAUAAUUUACAAACUGUGGAAUCUCACAGAAGAUUAUUUGAUAAUCAUUGAAAAUGGCACAAAUGCUGGUUUUCAUUUGAUAAUAGAAGCAAGAAACGCUAUAUUAAACAAAAGUGAUGCUGAUUCCACCACAGAAACCAAUGUCUUUUCUCCAUGUCCUCACAACCUCAGUUGUCCAAUGUUAGUAGAAGCCAAAAAAAUACCCUGUAAUUUUGAGGUCAUUUACAAACCUUUUCAUUUUGUUUCUAAGGAAAAGAAUUUUGUAGAAAGAUAUUCUUAUGUCAUUCUUCAGAAGAAGCCCUUAAAAGAAACAAAUCAUUGGCCACGUGUUUUGCAAUCACCUCGCAAACACUCCAAACACAUUCAUAUGAAACUCUGCUGCCCAAAUGGAGAAAUUCAACAUGCUUUCAUCACAGCCAAAAAACAUGGCAAAGAAAUGUAUCAUUGCCUAAGCCAAAGCAAGUGGGGUGACUUAUUGCCCGUGACACAUGCUCCUUGUGCACAAUCACCAAAUAAUCUUCAAAUCUUGGACAAUUCAAAGGCCACAGCAAAUGAUGUGCCAUUUCUUGAAACUGAUCCCCAUACUCCAAUGUUCAUCUAUUAUACUUUCACAUACUUCCAAAAUAACCUUUCUAUUGCUUUAGACAUAUUUUUAACAUGUUCCAAUUGUGAUGAGUCAUUGGAUAAUGAUCAGGUGAUACCCAUUGCACUUGUCACUCUUUACCAAAUGACAAGUUAG
Messenger RNA from Acanthosepion pharaonis, 1614 nucleotides. Lineage: Eukaryota; Metazoa; Mollusca; Cephalopoda; Sepiida; Sepiidae. The record is from the annotation of a GenBank genome assembly.